UCUCUUAAAAUUUUCCACUUUGUUCUGAUAUGUUCUUAAACAGCAUAUUGGCUUAACCUUUAAUGUUGUUUUUUGUCUUGUGGUGUUUGGAAUUAUUCCAAAUACAUUGUGAAAUUUGGCAACGUAUAAGCAUUUUUUCUAUGUUAAAUGCUGAUAUUAUGAGCUGGUGAGAUUGUGUUGUUUUAAAUUUUGUAAAUUUCCCACAAGGUCCAUAGAAGAGCAGGUUGAUAUUCAGGUCAAAACAAAUUAAAGACUAAUUCAAAAGACCGUUAAAUGUUAAUAAGAAAAAAAGGGAAUAUUUUAAUUUGCUGAACUUGAAGAUAAAUCUUUUAUACAGAUACAGAUCAUUUAUUAUUAUGAAGAAAUAAUCUGGGCCUUCAGCUUAUUUCUUCACUUGCUACAGUUACUGCCAAACACAGUUUAAGCAAAGACUUCUCAAACCAAAAAUGUGAUUUAGGUUAUCCGAACAGCUUGUUGUGGUAAGAGAGGGUUGGUAGACACUGGGCCAAAUCUGUGAGCAAAAUGGCGAUCAACAAGUGUGAAAUGAAAUGAGCAUGCUGUGAUGGCCAUUUAGACCCGCUCCCCACCCCCCCUGGUUUUCCUCAGCCUGGAUCCCAUUACUCAGGGUCCUUUUUCUCCACCCUCCUUUUGCUGUUUUUUGGAUAUCAAUACAACAACUUAACAUGUCAACCAACUGUGUGAUACAACUCUUACAAAUGUGACUUUUAUUAGCAGUAUUUUAUACUUUUAAGUUUCUAAUACGUUGUCUUUUUAUGGACUGUUUUUUCUUUCUUUGUGUUGUACCCCAAAAAGUCUGGUUAUUUUUACAUUUACAUAACAGUUUCCCCAAAAAGGUACGGCACAAGUGUCAUUUUUAUGAUUUAUUUGAACUCAGCAUUCUUCAGCGGCGCCUAACCUCCCUCCUCUCCAACAACCGCUGCCGUUUAGCUCCAGACGGCUGUGCACCACUUCAUGCUUACAGAGAAAAGCCCCUGUCGGCCUGAUGUCUUCAGUUGUAGCCCCAGAAAAACCCACCUCCAACACCAUGGGCCCCAAAGAGGUGGAGCUGAUCUUGGUGAAGGAGCAGAAUGGGGUUCAGUUCACCUCGACCACCUUGGUGGCUCCCACUCCCACUCAGACGGAACCCAGUGGGGAGGAAGAACGGGAGACCUGGGGGAAGAAAAUUGACUUCCUCCUGUCCGUGAUCGGUUUUGCUGUAGACCUGGCCAAUGUCUGGAGAUUCCCAUACCUCUGCUACAAGAAUGGAGGAGGUGCAUUCCUGGUGCCAUACUUGUUCUUCAUGGUGAUAGCUGGCAUGCCUCUCUUCUACAUGGAGCUGGCUCUGGGACAGUAUAACAGGGAAGGGGCAGCAGGGGUCUGGAAAAUCUGCCCCAUAUUUAAAGGUGUAGGCUUCACAGUGAUCCUCAUUUCCCUCUACGUUGGUUUUUACUAUAACGUCAUCAUCUCCUGGGCAAUGUUCUACCUUUUCUCGUCUUUCACUGGCGAGCUACCUUGGGUCCACUGCAACAACACCUGGAACAGUCCAAACUGCUCCGAAUGGGCUGAGAACGGCUCAGUCAGUGACAUUUACAAGGCCACCCCUGCGCAGGAGUUCUUUGAACGAGGUGUGCUUCACAUCCAGGACAGUAACGGUAUUGACGAUCUGGGCCGUCCACGUUGGCAAUUGACUGCAUGUCUGGCUGUAGUGAUUGUUCUGCUCUACUUCAGUCUCUGGAAGGGGGUCAAGACCUCUGGAAAGGUUGUAUGGAUCACAGCCACUAUGCCCUAUGUGGUCCUGACUGUGCUGCUGCUCCGGGGAGUCACUCUGCCUGGAGCCAUCGAUGGCAUUAAAGCCUACCUCUCUGUGGACUUCUUGAGACUCUGUGAUGCCAAGGUCUGGAUUGAGGCAGCAACACAGAUCUGUUUCUCUCUGGGAGUGGGGUUUGGUGUGCUAAUUGCCUUUUCCAGCUACAACAAAUUCAGCAACAACUGCUACAGAGACGCCAUCAUUACCAGCUCAAUCAACUCUUUGACCAGUUUCUUCUCCGGCUUUGUGGUCUUCUCCUUCUUGGGGUACAUGUCCCACAAGCACAACGUGGCCUUGGACAAAGUUGCCAUCGAUGGUGCUGGUUUGGUGUUUGUUAUUUAUCCAGAAGCAAUUGCAACCCUCCCUGGUUCAUCCAUUUGGGCGGUUAUUUUCUUCAUUAUGCUGUUGACUCUGGGCAUUGACAGUGCUAUGGGUGGGAUGGAAUCGGUGAUCACAGGGCUGUGUGACGAGUUUAAAUGUCUCCACAAACACAGAGAGCUGUUCACCCUCUUCAUUGUUGUCGGCACCUUCCUCAUAUCACUCUUCUGUGUGACAAAUGGUGGAAUGUACGUGUUCACCCUGCUGGAAUAUUAUGCUGCAGGAACAUCAAUUCUCUUUGGAGUGCUUAUUGAAGCUAUUGGCAUCGCAUGGUUUUACGGGGUGGACCGAUUCAGCGAUGACAUCGAGGAGAUGAUUGGCCAGCGACCUGGGUGGUACUGGAGGCUUUGCUGGAAGUUUGUCAGCCCCUGCUUCCUUUUGUUUAUGGUGGUGGUGAGCUUUGCCACUUACAACCCCCUAAGCUACAGCUCCUAUGUGUUCCCUCCAUGGGCUAAUGUGGCGGGAUGGUGCGUGGCCAUGUCCUCAAUGGCCAUGGUGCCUCUCUAUGCCAUCUACAAACUCUGCACACUGCCUGGAAAGUUUUGCGACAGACUGGCAUAUGCUAUCACCCCAGAAACAGAGCAUCAUUUGGUUGAUAGUGGGGAGGUUCGGCAGUUCACACUGCGUCACUGGUUGGUGGUCUGAAAAAUACAAGAGUAGAGUGAAAGAGAGAAAGAGAAUGAGAGUAUGGGCAUUGGGUGGAUGAGUGUGUGCACAGCAAAGGUCUGAAGAGAUAAGAAGAUGAUUCGAUCUCUAUGUUGGUGGAGGUGGUUGAAGAGGUGUAUAAGUGCCGACAAAACAAAAAAAAAACGUAAAUUGUAGUGUUCUUUAAUUUUAACAGUGGAUGUGUGAAGCUGUGCAUUGACCCUCUCCACCACCAACACAGGUGAAUGGGAUUUAAUGAAACUGCAAAUUCAGUCUUCAGACAACUUCUUCCAGGAAUAUGAAACUAGUUUAUGGAAUACUGUGCAAGAUUAAAGAUUAUUAAUCUGCACUAGUUACAAUUUUGGAAAUGUCCUACAAUUGCGCAAAUUCUUUAGAAGUAGGCAGUAAAAAGAGAGGACCAAUUUUAUCACUUUACAUUGUGUCAAGUGCAAAGUAACACAAAAUAAAAUAAAACUCAAAGCUGCAUGUUAUUUCAUUGAGACACAGUGAACAAUAUAGAGAUUUAGCAUUUUGUAAGUGUACAUGGUUUGAAUAUAUUGAGUUACACGCAGCAUCAGGAAGAAUUAUUUUUAAAAUGCUGGAUCUUUUUUUUCAGUUUUUCAUCAGCCAAUCAUCUUAAAGCAGUUAGUCGCUGUAGUAUUUGUCUUGUAGGAUCUUCACUCUUCUCUCCUUUUACUCAAAGGUCAAACAUUUGAUGAAUGCUGCUGGUUUUUAUGGAUCCCAGUCCAUGUCUGUGUGUUAUUUGUAGUGUUUACCAAUUGACUUGCUCUUCUUUAAGACUGUUAUGACUCACCGAGUAAGGCAAACUUUGAGCUGAAGACUCAAACUUUAGUUUACAUUGAAACAAUCUAACAGAAGGAGUAAUAAUUACACAAUCACAAAACGCUGUCUGUGUAAACUCCAUUCAGCUUUCUCACUGAAUGGAGGAAACAAAGAUGUCUCAUUGCUUACAAAUCAUUAGAAUUGAUGGGCUUCCUCUUAACAUGUUCCAGCUUGCAUUUGCAUUAACAUCUUCCCAGUAGUGCGGUUAAAGAGUGAUCAAAAGUUAAUUUGUUCGAAGUCCACCACAUGGUAGAGCAGAUUCUAAAAAAGUUCUUGAACUAGACUUGUCUGUAAUCCGAAUUAAAGAGAUGGAAACAACUGCACCUAAGCACUAUCAACAUAUGAAAACUACAGUUUUAAUCAUUUUAACAUCCAAAUAAUAAUCAGUGACACCUAAGACUGACAUUAUCUACCACACUGCUGAUCCAAUCAACCAAAGACAAAAAAUAACUCAUAAAAUAUCUUCUAUUCCUUUCUCACCUGAGAAUACAUCGCCAAGGGAAUUUCUUUCAAAAGACCAAUUGAUUGUUAACUUCAUCAUGCCAGAAACGGAGGCCAGAAGCUGCCAAAAAAAUACAUUACCAACUUAAUAAAAAAUAAACUAGUAUGCAAUGAAUUGCACCAGAAGUAAUAUAUAGAAAAAACAGGGGAUUAUUUUGAUGAUAGAAUAUUAAAUACAUUUAUAUUUUGACUUUGCUGUAAAAGAACAGACAACAACAACAGGUUACUGUUUUCAGCUGAAAUUGUUAUCGUGUAAACAGAUCCUUAGUGAGAUGGCAAAAUACUGGGCUCAGCAGCUGGGACCAAACAGCUUCAAAAUGUUACUGUUAAAGUUGUGAGGUCAUCUACAGCUAUUUACAAAAGUUUAGUUAAGUUCACAUAGUUAAGUAUAACAAAAUUGGCAGGGGGAAGCACUUUUAGACAACCCAAUUACCAAAAGGCAAAAGUUGACCCCACUAAAUAGCAUUCAACUAGAAUAAAAGCAUUUUAAAUAAGACAUAUAUAAAAGAAUAUGUAAAGGUAGAAAUAGACAAAAUCAUACGUAAAUAAAUACAUUAUAAAUUGGGGGAUACGUUGCAAAAAUCAUGAAUACAAAAAAAUAAGUAACAUUAUAUUAUUAUAUGUAUUGUUAUAUGUAUUAUGUGUAACAAUACUCAGAAAUAAUGCAAAAAAAUAAUAGUAUAUUUUAAAAAAGUUGAAUAAAUUGCAGAAGCUAAAACAUGAAGUAGGUAGAAAGGAAUGUAAUUUGAUAUCACAUUUUAUUCUACAUUCAUUUUAAAUUCUGGAUUUAUGAAUUUUUUUUCUUUUUUUGGCAGUUUCUGUCUUCCAUAGCCAGGCCAAUAUUUAUUCCCCGUUACAACAGGGUAGUGCCAAUACACAUUUAUGUCUGCACAAAGAUUCAGUUGGUGAUUUGAAAGCUAUGACUGUCACGUUAUCAGAAAGCAUAAAGCUUUAAUUUUACUGUUUACAGAAUCUUAUUCAGAGUUUCAUGACUGUUUAAAAAGCUGCUUUUUAUGAACUGGAAAUGAACAGUGUGUAAUGUAAUAUAUGAAGUCAUUCCAAUUAUUUAUGCGUAAAAGUUAAUGUAAUGUAGAGGGGCUCGUAUCGUAUUGUACUGUAUGAUACUGAAUAACAAGACCAACAAGAUUAUAUAUAUAAAUAUAUGGAUUAUUGUUUUGUUACUGUGUGGUAGAUAUAUACAUUAGUUGUAACGAUCUUGAGGAGAAUUACACGGAAAAUUCACAUGAACCUUCUUCUCAUGAAGUCUUUCUGUUUAAUCAGAAACCAUCAAACAUUUCAAACUGGUCAGCAAUGGCUUGUAUUCACCUAGUGGUACAUGUAACACACUAAAGGGUUAAUUAUGUCCCAAAUUGUACGCCUGUGCUGCUGUACUGUGCCUUGUGGUGUUUCUGACUGUAUGACUUUGUUUUGUACUGUCAAUUAAAGUAUGAUUAAUUAAAUUAAGACUUGAAGAUGUC
This is a messenger RNA of Labrus bergylta (ballan wrasse), 5652 nucleotides long. The record is from RefSeq and is a predicted model, not a curated record. Lineage: Eukaryota; Metazoa; Chordata; Actinopteri; Labriformes; Labridae.